AUGACGGCCUUGAUGGACACCGACCGAUCGCGGUCCAGGCGCGAGAGGACGUUUGUAGGUGGAGAAUGCGCCGCCUGCGAAGAGCCGCUCGAACAUACCCUCCGAGGAGAGAGGGUGCUGCAGUUCUCGUGCGGCCAUGUUGCCCACGAAGCAUGCUUCUACGAGUAUAUCAAGGAGACUGAUGCUCAAUCCCAAUAUUGCCCAACAUGCGACGCCCCCCUUGGACUCGACACGUUCCGAGGCGGGAGCAUCCUUGACUUGAGCAAGCUGAGUAACAUUGUAAGGUCAGUCGCACAAAAGGAAAUGAGAGAUGAUCGAUCCUCGAGUCAUACACCGAUGCCAUGGGAACGUCAGGCGCCCCCUCCGCAGCCAGAAGACCAGAACAGUGUUCACACAUAUAGCCGAGACAUGUACAGCCGCAAUAGCAGGGAGAACCCGAAUCGAGACAGCCGAGACAGCCAGCGCAUGCGCAUCGAGCGGUUAGGUAUUGGCAACCAGCCCACCAUUCAUUCUAGAACCAACAGCGGUCAAGCCUCCUCGGACCUGGGCCACGAGUCGAAUGGCCACUCUCGCAAGCACGACUACGAUCUACACGCUAUGGAGACAAGUGUACCUGGAGCCUUGUCCAAGGACACCAAGGGCAGCAUCCCCUAUCCCAGCGUAACGGUACGCAGCGAGUUCCCGACCAUGAAUCGAUCGCGUCAGCAGCAAAGCCUUGCGUGUUUAGUCACAAUUGAGGUCCCGGAAAGCAGAUGGCAGUACGAUGAUAUGCAAAACGCGCCCCCUGUGCCCCCUCUUCCGUCCGAUCCCGGUGCCGGGCGUGGAUAUUCCCAUCCCGCGCCGCCACCAUCAGAAGUCCACAAACACUUCGAGCCGUACGAGUCACCGGAGGAACUGGAUGACAUUACCGAGGAGCUGCGCAUGCGGGUCGAUAACUGGCACGGACUCGAAUUUCAACGCUUCGGCAGCCUCCGACUUCACGGUGUCAUACGCGUAGGCAAGGACCGACAGUCAUGGCAGGAGCUGGAGUGCUAUCUCUUCGGCGAGAUGCUUAUCUGUGUCAAGGAAAAGAAAACAAAUCAAGCUCCGAUCAUCACCGAUUCAGGCCGAAAGGUGACACGAUGCACCCUGAAGGGAUCCAUCCUGAUCAGGAAACAUCUCAAGCAGGUUCAGCCAGCUCCGCACGAGCAGAUCUUGACGCUGAAUCUGUCGGUCAAUGAGUUGCCGACGUUCCACCUAGCUUUCCAGAAUAUGGACCAAUACGACAUGUGGCAUCGGGCCCUGCUUGGCUUACAUGCACCACCACCAUCGCUUCGUACUAACGAUUACGAGCCCGAUACCUCUGGCACGGACGACGAUGAGUAUUCUCGACACACCAAGGGUGCGCGACGAGCUGCUUCUAUCGCAUCCUCCUAUGGCGGUCCUAAGUCCGCCACCACCGCUCCGACAGAGUAUUCUUCCAACAGACCUUCGACAGACCGCCGAGCGCUGGGUAUGCCAUACUCGCCUCAUGUCCCGGUUGAUAUUGUAGUGGUCAUUCCCGUCUCAUCGUCUAUGCAAGGCUUGAAGAUCCAGCUGUUGAAAGAUACACUGUCAUUUCUCGUCGCAAACCUCGGCGAGAGAGAUCGUAUGGGCCUAGUCACGUUCGGUUCCAGUGGGGGCGGCGUGCCUCUCGUAGGCAUGACCACUAAAACCUGGCCUGGAUGGAACAAGGUGCUCAACUCAAUCAAGCCCGUCGGCCAAAAGAGCCUCAGGGCCGAUGUGGUCGAGGGCGCCAACGUGGCAAUGGAUUUGCUCAUGCAACGGCGAGCGGCGAAUCCAAUCUCGUCGAUCAUGCUCAUCAGUGACUCUUCGACCUCAGACGUGGACAGCGUUGACUUUGUGGUCCAAAGGGCCGAAGCUGCCAAGGUGGGGAUCUACUCCUUCGGACUGGGUCUGACACACCGACCGGAUAGCAUGCUUGAGUUGUCAUCCCGCACAAAAGGCGCCUACGUCUACGUCAAGGAUUGGAUGAUGCUCCGCGAAUGCGCUGCCGGCGUGCUUGGUGCUGUGCAAUCGACAUCGCAUCAGAACGUGAAGCUCAGGUUGAAGCUGCCAGAGGGAUCGCCAGCCAAGUUCGUCAAGAUCAACGGUGCACUGCAAACCACGAGGCGUGCUGCGGGUCGCGAUGCUGAAGCUUCGUUGGGCGACCUGCACUUUGGCGACAAGCGUGACAUCCUGGUGCAACUUGCGAUUGAGGCCGACAAUACCACUCAGGAGCAGGCCCCACAAGAUGCCUGGGAAUCUAUCGUGUCUGGACUAGAAGCCCUGGGUGGAUCGCUGGAAAACGACGACUCCCGUAUUCAGAGUGUGGAGGAAGUGCCCAUUCUGCAGGCAGAUCUUUCAUUUGGUGAUGUACUUCGGGAUGGCACCCUGGUACAGCUCUCUCGACCAUCGUUGCUUGCCAUCACCAUGCUACCGCCUUCGACCAAACAGAGACCCAAUAGCCGACCAGCCACGCCACCGAUUCCACCUCACCCACAUAUUGUGCAGAGGCGAAUGGAGCUCCUCACUUCAGACAUGCUCACCCGCGCUCUGACACUUGUCUCACGAGGGCAGCAUGACCGUGCCCACCACUUACUGAACGAGACUCGCACCAUCCUGAAGGGGUUGGGCAAAGGCAGUUUGCCACCACUCCCACCAGCUGCGGUGCAAAAUGGAAGCAAACGACACAGCCCGAGCGACUUGAAGCAACCAAUGAUGGAUGGGACGCCAGAUCGACACCAUAGAGACCACAGCCCGCACUCGGAGUCAAGUACCCCCAUCGCUCGGCCGUCCGGCAUUGACUCGUUAACCAUCAAUGCGCUGGACGCCGAAAUCGAGUCCAGCCUAGAGUGGAUUAAUCAUCCGGCCGUGUUCUCGCGAGAUUCACGCAAAGCAGUCCUUCAAGCCAUCGGCGUCAUUUCGUCACAGCGGGCCUACACUUUCCGGUCUGCAGCCGAGUCUCUCUGGGCAGACCGCGUCGCUGGCAUCAAACGAUUGACCGAGCAAUCUCGCGAAUGGCGAGAGCCGGAAGACGAUGCGUUGACUGAGGAGUAA
Messenger RNA from Cyphellophora europaea CBS 101466, 3078 nucleotides. RefSeq lists its product as uncharacterized. Bases 1 to 3078 code for a protein of 1025 amino acids. The record is from RefSeq and is a predicted model, not a curated record. Lineage: Eukaryota; Fungi; Ascomycota; Eurotiomycetes; Chaetothyriales; Cyphellophoraceae. The transcript is spliced from 3 exons.